AUGUUGUCUCGCAAUUCAGUUCGUGCUUAUAGCUCGGCCGUUAAUGGUAUCAAAAUUGCUUCAAAGAACUCACCAAGCGAACUUACUUCCCUUUCAGUUGUUGUUGACAAUGCAGGUUCCAAGAAUGGUAAAUUCGGUACCGGUCACUUGUUGUCCAAAUUUGCCUUCUCCAACAACAAGGCCAAGUCAGCGUUGAGAUUCACAAGAGAAUCUGAGAUUUUGGGUGGUACAUUUGAAGGUAAAGUUACCAGAGAUGCAUUGGUAUUGAAGACCACUUUUUUGAAACAAAACUUGCCAUACUAUGUUGAGGAAUUGGGUAAUGUACUUGCAAACACCCAAUACACUCCUCACGAGUUUAACGAAGUUGUUUUACCAUCAGUCAAGGCAGAAGUUAAGAAUGCAUUUGCAAACCCACAUUUCAAUGGUUUGGAGAAGUUGCACGAAAUCUCAUUCAGAAGAGGAUUGGGUGCACCACUUUUCUACAAUGAGUCUACUCCUUUGGAAGUUGAAGAUGUUAAGCAAUUUGCUGAACAAAACUUUAAUGCUUCAAACAUUGCCAUCUACUCAGAGGGUGCAGACGAGGCUGACUUGACUCAAUUCGUCAAGGAAUCAGCAUUUGCUGACUUGCCACAAGGUUCCAAGGCCUCAUCAGUCCCAGUUGACUUUUACAAAGGUCAAGAGGCUAGAGUUCCAGCAGUUGGUCAAUCAGCAGCUUUGAUUGGUCUCCCAGUCAAGCCAGCUGACUUUGGUAAAUACGAAGUCUUGUCUGCAGCUAUUGGCUCAACCACCUUAUCUUCAUCCAAUGCACCAUUGUUCAACAUUCCAGGCGCCACCUCCCACUUGUACAAAUACAACGAUGCUGGUUUAUUCGUCAUCUCUGUAAGUGGAUCAGCAGAAAGCGUUGCUCAAGGUAUCAAACAAGCUAAGAAGAUUGCUGACUCUGUGUCAUCCAGCGACUUGCAGAAAGCCGUUAAAGGUGCUGAAUUAUCGGUGGCAUUGCAAUCUACUGUUGCACACCCAUUGAGCAUACAAGUUUCUGCAGGCGAAGCACCAAUCAAGGAAUUCAACUAUGUUGCUGUUGGUGACUUGAACGUUUUGCCAUUCGCUGCUGACUUAUAG
Messenger RNA from Lodderomyces elongisporus, 1119 nucleotides. It is a transcript of the gene QCR2, whose product is annotated as ubiquinol--cytochrome-c reductase subunit 2. The record is from RefSeq and is a predicted model, not a curated record. Lineage: Eukaryota; Fungi; Ascomycota; Pichiomycetes; Serinales; Debaryomycetaceae. The transcript has a single exon. Gene Ontology annotation, molecular function: metal ion binding. Gene Ontology annotation, cellular component: mitochondrion. The coding region runs from base 1 to 1119 and encodes 372 amino acids.